Molecule: messenger RNA, 2252 nt
Organism: Argiope bruennichi
Lineage: Eukaryota; Metazoa; Arthropoda; Arachnida; Araneae; Araneidae
Exons: 5
Coding region: 555-1646 (363 amino acids)
Source: RefSeq, a predicted model, not a curated record
ACAAUGAUAUUAGAUUCUUUGUUAGUUUAAACAAUACAAACUUCUCUAUCUCAAAAUCAUCACAAAUCGGUAUUUGCAUCCAAAAAAUAGUUUAUCAGAAUGUGAUCAUUCGUUGUUAAAUAAAACAGCGGCAGUUUGACAAGAGAUUUAGUCUGGAGAAUACCGGUUUGACCUCUGACCAGUGAAUAAUUAUCAGCUGAAAUUUAACAAGUUUGUAGACUACGCUUAUCUCGGAUAUCCCUUUCUUUAAAAUAUUCCUAUCUUCGGAAAGGUAUGGAUUGUGAUCGAUUCGUCCAUCCGAUAGGAUAAGGCGGCUGUUGAGACGUUAGUUACCCGCGAACGCCGACAUAUGCUUCAAACAUCAAUCGGAUAUAACAGCUUUUGUUACCGUAUUUUUUUAGACAUUUGAAAUGAAUGUUUUUGUUCUUCGUAUCGAUAUGUGAUGAAUCAGAUGCGUUCGCAUGAUGAUGAAUUUCUAAUUUAGACCUCCGUAAAAUUGUAAUGUAACAACCAAGGGUUGUGAGAAUAAAGUUGCCUGCCAUCUUGUUCCAGACAUGGAUUCUUCAAAGUAUGAUCCUGAACAAGGUGCUAGUAGACACAAACGAAUGCCUAUCAAAAGGGUAGCUGUGUGUGAGGAAGAAAUUUGUUUAAAGAAAAGAAAAGAAGAUCAUCAAAGUCUCCCUGAUCAUGAAUCAUCUCAGCAGUUAUUGAAAAAGAGCUGUCAUUGCUGCAACCCACAUAUUUCAUCUGGAGGAGAUAACCCAUCAAGGAAAGAUUCUACAGUAACUGGUGCUUCUACAUCUGGCCUAGCAAAUGAUUUAAUAGCCUCCAGAAUUCCUCAGCAGUCUGAAGUCAUUCAUAAAGCUGGUCAUUCUCCAGGUGAAAUGGAAUCAAAUUGUAAACCAGAUCAGCCCAAUUCAGUAGAUAAUUCCUGUGUACAUUUAAGGAAAGAAAGCAGUUCGAGACCAGGUCAUGCUCUUCGUGACUUAUUUAAUGAGAGCAUUGAUGAAUAUGCGUUAUUUGUAAACAAUUGGAGGAUAUUUUAUUCAAAUCUUCCCAUGGAUGUACUGACAGAAGAGGAAACUAUUUGUAAGAAUAUUAGACAAGUUUUGGAUAAAGAAAGCAAGUUAAAGAAAACUAUCAGUCAAACUGAAUCUUUGAACAUUGACCAAACUUUAAAUAAAGAUGAAUUUCAGAAUCAUGUUGACCAGGGCAAUAAACAUUGCUAUGAUUUGGAGAACUUAGACUUUUGGGAAGAUAAGCAGUCAGAAACAGAAGGAGUUGUGUUAUUUCCACCAGUGAGUUCAACAUCAAUAAAUACAAAUACAUAUCUUUAUUCACAAUGUCCAGAAAGGGGCGAGUCAAAUUCAGUUCCAUUUAUACCAGAUAUCUCCAAGACUGAUAUUCCAUGGAAAUCUGAAGACUUAUUUAAAGAUGUAGAAAUAAAUUUUCCAAAAAAAAAUCAAAUGCCACCAUUCCCAAAAGUUCGUAUUCGUCUUCCAGAUCUUCUUGAGAAGACAGAUGAAUUUACUGAUUGUAAUAAAGACCCAUUAAACGCAAAAGACAUUUUUCAUUCCUUUGCAGAAAAUUUUCCUGGUGGUAAUAGUAAUUUUACUAAAAGGAACCCUUUUGUUAAUAUUUUCUGAUUUUGUAAAAAUCUUUCUAUUUUUGAUGAUGGUGAGGAUACAAAAAUGGUUAUUUGAGAAUAUGUUUGUCUCAUUUGCAGAAUAGUAAAAUAAAUCUAUUUUCUUUUAGCUGCAAUAUAAGAAGUUUUUUUUUUUUUUCUUUCAAUUUUUUUCUAUAAGAAGGAAUAGUGAACUGCGAGUUAUAUUUAGUAAUUUUGUGUUUAUUAAGUCUUUAUUUUUCAGAAUAUUCCAAAUUUCAUUUGUUUGCUGUAUUGGAUUUAGAAAUACAUAUGAUGUAACAGAUUUUCAUAAUAGUUAAGUUUUGAAACAUGAAAUUGAAAUACUACAUUUUGAAAUAAGUUCUUAAAAUAGUUUAUUCCUAUUUUAAUAUGCUAUAUCACUUUAUGGAGUUAUAGAAUACAUUGUAGUUUGUUUCAGUACUGACUUAUGCAAAAUGGCAUGGUAAUGAAAUAUAAGAUCUACAGAUCAAAACUUGAUUAUUUGAUUUUGUAAUAUUUGUACUGAUGCCUAUUAUAUCUGCAAACUAUUUGAUAUUAAUAUGAUGUACAAGUUUGGAAAAUAUCCCUUUUCUUUUGUUAUCUGGUUCUUGUUUAAAAAUGAUCUAUC